This is a messenger RNA of Funneliformis geosporum, 140 nucleotides long. Lineage: Eukaryota; Fungi; Glomeromycota; Glomeromycetes; Glomerales; Glomeraceae. The record is from the annotation of a GenBank genome assembly.
CAUUAUAUACCCAUUUACCUCCAGAUCUUCGUAGUAAUAUAAAAAUGUAUAUGGCUAUAAGAGUAGGAGGAGGUGUAAAUUCAACUGUAGAUGAUUUCUUUCAAAAACUUAAAAAAUGCUUGGACGAACAUCAAGUCGGA